Molecule: messenger RNA, 411 nt
Organism: Populus euphratica (Euphrates poplar)
Lineage: Eukaryota; Viridiplantae; Streptophyta; Magnoliopsida; Malpighiales; Salicaceae
Exons: 1
Coding region: 1-411 (136 amino acids)
Molecular function (GO): enzyme inhibitor activity
Source: RefSeq, a predicted model, not a curated record
AUGCCCCACCUGAAUCACAAGAAACCCUCAACACCAGCUGAUUCUGCAGAUAUCAACAAACUCGCUACAAUUAGUCUCCAGUUAGGAAUUUCCAAUACAGCUGAUACUCAAAAUUACAUAAAGAAACUACUUAAGAAUGCCCCACCUGAAUCACAAGAAACCCUCAACACUUGCUUGUCCUCUUACGUAGCAGCCACUGCUUCAUUCAAAAGUGCACUGUCGGAGCUAGGUGAAGAUCCUCUUUCAGCCAACUACGAUAGCUUGGUUGCCGGUGAUGAUGUCCAAGCAUGUGAGGAUGAACUGGCGAGGAACAAGGCUCAAAUGCCUGGAAUUACAACCAGAAACAACUAUGGAAAGCUUUAUAGUGCGAUUGCAUUUGUUGUCACAAAUCAUCUGCCACGGAUAUCUUAA